This is a messenger RNA of Medicago truncatula (barrel medic), 1007 nucleotides long. RefSeq names its product sirohydrochlorin ferrochelatase, chloroplastic. NCBI's taxonomy places the organism in Eukaryota, Viridiplantae, Streptophyta, Magnoliopsida, Fabales, Fabaceae. Gene Ontology annotation, molecular function: lyase activity. The coding region runs from base 110 to 736 and encodes 208 amino acids. The transcript is spliced from 5 exons. The record is from RefSeq and is a predicted model, not a curated record.
AAAAAUAGUUGGCAUUUAAAUACCAAUUUUCUUUGAGAUUUUACAAUUUAUUAAAAUUACAUCUUCACAAAAUUUUGUCAAUUGGUAAGAAACAAGAAUUGAGGAAAAGAUGAAGAAUUUGUUGUGUCACACAAAAUAUGUUAAUUUUCAGUUAGUUUUGCUGUUAUCUUUAUGUACUAGAUUUUCUGCAUGUGAAAUAAGAACAAAUCAAAGAUCAAAUUCUCUCAGUUUUUCUUCAAAGUCACUAUUAAGCACUCAAAACUCUUCUGGGGUUGGUCCUGGUGAUGCAGUGAUAAUUGUGGAUCAUGGUUCAAAUCGGAAAGAAGCCAACCUCAUGCUUAGUAAAUUUGUGGAGAUGUUUAGAAACAAAACUGGAUACAAGAUUGUGGAGCCUGCUCAUAUGGAACUAGCAAAACCAUCAAUUGCAGAUGCUUUUCAAUCUUGUGUUCAGCAAGGUGCACACCGCAUUAUUAUCAGUCCCUUUUUCCUCGCAACCGGGAAGCAUUUUAAUGAGGAUAUUCCUGCCUUGAGUGCAGAGGCAGCAAAGCAACACCCUGGUGUGUCAUACCUUAUUACUGCACCCCUUGGACUCCAUGUGCUACUUGUGGAUAUUGUGAAUGAUAGGAUUAAUGGUUGCUUAAAGCAUGGAGCUGGUGAUGCAGAAGAGUGUUCAGUUUGUGAUGGGAUUGGAAAAUGCAUUCUCAAGCAAGAAGCUGGAAGCCAAAGGAAUGUUUAAAUUCAGCUGCAAAAGUUCUGAAUCCAUAACUUCAAGAAGCAGAUUGCUUUUCAAGUAGACAAAAAUAAUAAGUUGAUCGUUUUUUUAAGUAAACGAAAAUAAUAAGUAGUCUGACGUUUUGGUUCGAACUCCGAUCACGGCCUUCGACCUAACAGUUUCAGCUAAAUUAAAUCGCACGACGAAUCUGUAUAUUUAGUGAUUUUGAUAUGUAUCCAUUAAUAAAGUGGAUUAAUUUUGACUAAAUUUCGGCUAACGAAUCAUUAUAUUUAGA